AUGAAAGAAUAACUCCUUGGUAAAAUAGCAAGAUAUAGAAUAUUUUUAUAAUAAGGAUUAUCAAUACCAGAUGAGAAUGGUGAUGAUUUAAGAUGCAUAGAUUUUAAUUUUGAUAAAUACAUAGAAUAACAGUUGUAGAUUGAAUCAGAAUAAAAAUGUGAUUAAGAAGAAAAUAAAAUAGAAUAAACAGAUAAAAAAAUAUCAGAAUUAGAUUUAAAAUUGAAUGAUUAAGAUUUAGAAGGAUUAUUAAAAGAUUUAGAAAAUGUUAAAUUUGAUGGUGAAAUUGAUUUCACUAAAUAAAAUAUUGGAGAUUAAGUAUUAUUUAUUUUAAAUAUUUUAUUAGACUGCAAUAAGAUUAUCUGUAUUAAUAUAAAAACUUCCAAUAUCAUCUUUAAUUUUAAGUGAUACUAAAAUAUCUUAUAUUGGAGGUUUAGAAUUAGGUAAAGCAAUUCCAAAUAGUAAAUUAAAAAAGCUAAUAUUAACUAAUUGUAAUUUAGGUCAUAGUUCUAAGUAUGUAUAAAUUUAAUUUAUUUAGUAUAUUAAUGGAACAAUUACAUUUUUUAGAAGAAGUAGAUUGCGGUAUUCUUGGAAAUAAAGCUCUUAGAUAUUUAUCAUAAUAAAAACAUGAAUUAUCACAUUUAGGAUUUCAAGAAGAUUCAAAAGAAGUUUGGGAUGUAUAAACAAAAGAAUUAUUUUUAAAAUCAAUUCCUAAAUCUUUAUUAAGUAUUCAAUUUUAGAUUGAUAAUGCAGAUCAUAAAAAGUAUUAUUUCUAAAUAAUAAUAAAGAUUUAUAGGAAUAGCUGAAAUUAAAUGUUAAGAGAAUAGAGAUGCCUAUCUAAGAAAAAGAGCCAAUGAAUAUAAGAGUAAAGAUCUUGAUCCUGAUCAUCCAGAUUAUUAUGAUUGGUAAAAUUAAAUCUUAUUAUUUAGUGAUGAUUUUAAAGUCAAUGCAUUUAAAUUUAGUGUGAAAUCUUAUUUAUCAAAUGUUUUUGAAUCAUUAUUAGAUGAAUCUCUAUAUUAUUUGGAAAAAGAAAGAUAAAAUGUACUUAGAGAUGAGGCUAUUUAUUAAGUUACUAAAGAAAUUUUACCAUAAUCUAUUAUGGAAGAUAUUUGUCAAGCAGAUGGUUCAUUAAUUGUUUUAGCUAAAUAUCUUUUAGCCAAAAUUAAAAAAUGA
Molecule: messenger RNA, 1170 nt
Organism: Paramecium sonneborni
Lineage: Eukaryota; Ciliophora; Oligohymenophorea; Peniculida; Parameciidae
Source: the annotation of a GenBank genome assembly